AUGGGCGACGCCGCGCUGCAUAGACUGUCCGAGCGGUUCGGCCUGGCGGGGAAGACCGCGAUCGUCACAGGGGGCACGAAGGGCAUCGGACAUGCAGUGGUGGAGGAGUUGUGCGUGCUCGGGUGCACCGUGCUGACGUGUGCGCGCAACAAGGAGGACCUCGACAAGUGCAUCGACGAGUGGAGAGCCAAGGGCUACCAAGUCCUGGGCAUGGCCGUCGACUGCAGCGACAGCGCCGGGCGGCAACUGCUGCUCCAGGGCGCCAGCACCGCGUUCGGCGACACGGGACUCGACAUUCUGGUGAACAACGUCGGAACGAACAUCCGGAAGCCCACGGUGGACUACACGGAGGACGAGGUCGGCAAGGUCAUGUCGACGAACCUCGACUCGGCCUUCUUCGUCUCCCAGAUGUGCCACAAGCUGCUCCGGCAGGCCAAGGGCUCCGUCGUCUUCGUGAGCUCCGUGGCCGGCGGCCCCCUUGCGAUGAAGUCCGGCACGCCGUACGCUAUGAGCAAAGCGGCGAUGAACCAGCUGACGCGCAACCUCGCGGUGGAGUGGGCCGGGGACGGCGUUCGCGUCAACUGCGUCGCGCCGUGGUACACCGCGACGCCGCUCGCGAUGCAGGUGUUGCAAAACGAGCAGUACAAGGAUGCAGUGCUGUCGCGGACGCCGAUGGGGCGGAUCGCGACGCCGGAGGAGGUGGCGAGCUGCGUCGCGUUCCUCUGCGGCAAAGGCGCGGGGUUCGUGACCGGGCAGGUGCUGUCGAUAGACGGCGGGUACUCGUGCAUGGGGUUCUUUUAA
Messenger RNA from Pedinophyceae sp. YPF-701, 801 nucleotides. The record is from the annotation of a GenBank genome assembly. NCBI's taxonomy places the organism in Eukaryota, Viridiplantae, Chlorophyta, Pedinophyceae.